AUAUGUAGAAAAUGUUCUCUCUCCUCCACCACUAGAUUUCGUGGUUUCUAUCUCUUGUUGCUCAUGUCCGAUACCAAGGCAAAAUAAGCAAAAUUAAAAAUAGGAUGAAAAAAACAGAAAUGAGAAAAUUGUUUCCACCUCUUACUCCCACCAGACUAAGCUGCAAAAAGUGAUCAAUGGCUGCUCCUUCACAAGGUUUUUCUCUUUAUUCUAAAAGUUUUCAUAGCAGAGUACCAUCCAAGCAUUCUUUUCAAACCAGUUUCAGAAGAAACCCAUUUGGUCUAAAGGUGAAAGCAUGCCAAAAUCCUAAAAAGGAAGACAUCCUCAUUGUUGGAGCAGGAAUUGCUGGUCUUGCAACUGCUCUCUCUUUACACAGGCUUGGUAUUAAAUCUUUGGUCCUAGAGCAAGCAGGGUCCUUAAGAAUUGGUGGCACUUCUAUGACACUCUUUAAGAAUGGAUGGCGUGUGUUGGAUACCCUUGGGGUUGCAGAUGAUCUGAGACGGCAAUUUGGCGAGGUUACUGGAAUGACCAUCAAAACUGAAUCUGGGAGGGAGCUGCGAUCUUUCCAAUUCAAGGAUGAAGCUUUCAGUCAAGAAGUUCGAGGGGUGGAAAGGAGGGUGCUUUUGGAAAUGAUAGCUAGGGAAUUGCCACAAGAUGCAAUCUGUUUCUCUUCAAGGGUAUCAACAAUUGAUAAGACCAUGAGUGGUGAAACUUUAGUUGUACUUGAUGAUGGUCGACAGAUUCCCACUAAGGUUCUAAUUGGCUGUGAUGGGGUCCAAUCACCUGUUGCAAAAUGGAUGGGAUUCUCAGAACCUCGUUAUGUUGGGCAAUGUGCAUUUCGAGGGCUUGGAGAAUACCAAACUGGGCAUUCAUUUGAGCCUAAAGUGAACUACAUUUAUGGAAGUGGUUUGCGUGCUGGUUAUGUCCCUCUCUCUUCUACCAAAGUUUACUGGUUUAUCUGCUUCAACAACCCAUUUCCAGGCCCAAGGACCAGUGACCCAACUUUACUGAAGAAGGAAGCGCUACAGCUGGUGCAAAGCUGGCCUCAAGAGCUGUUGGACAUUAUAGAGAAGACUCCUGAUGAAGGGGUUAUCAAGACCCCUUUAGUGGACCGGUGGCUCUGGCCUCUGGUUAGCCCACCAGGUUCAGCGCAUGGCUUGGCAUUGGCAGGGGAUGCAUGGCACCCCAUGACUCCAAACCUUGGGCAAGGAGCAUGCUGUGCAUUGGAAGAUGCCAUCGUGCUCUCAAGGAAUCUUGCUAAAGCACUUGAAGUCAAUGGCUUUGGUGGCUCGAGUGUGGAUCAAGCUCUCGAAGCAUACACAAGAGAGAGAUGGGGUCGUGUGUUUCCAUUAGCUGUACGUUCAAACCUGGUCGGCUCUCUUUUACAGUGGGAGAAUGGGGUGGGGUGUUUCCUUAGAGAUAAUGUUGUGGUCCCCAAAUUGGUGAGAUUGGGACCAUUGCUUGAGCAUACAAAUUAUGAUUGUGGCACACUCCAAUGAAGUGAACUGAACCACAGCAUGUCGCACCGGUAAGCGCCUGUUGGUGUGUCAUGUGUACACUUUGAAGAUGCAUAUGACGCACACAGUAGUACUUUGGUUAUUUUGCUUUUUUAUAGGUGAGUUGGGUUCAGGAAAUUAUUUGGAUUUCAGGAUUGCAUCCAUGCUGAAAAGAUGAACCAUUAAAGUGAAAAUCAUGAAUGGAACUGAAUGUUGGUACAAAAAUUUAGAUUUACAAUUUAAUU
Messenger RNA from Amborella trichopoda, 1741 nucleotides. It is a transcript of the gene CTF2A, whose product is annotated as FAD/NAD(P)-binding oxidoreductase family protein. NCBI's taxonomy places the organism in Eukaryota, Viridiplantae, Streptophyta, Magnoliopsida, Amborellales, Amborellaceae. Gene Ontology annotation, molecular function: FAD binding. The record is from RefSeq and is a predicted model, not a curated record.